ACUCUUUCAUCUUCAGAUGCGCUCAAAUUGACUAUGUAGAUGUGUUGUUGUUUUAUUUGUCAUCUGACCGAUGCUAUAUGAUCAUAUUGAUUGACUGAGGUAUUAAACUUAAAAAGGGUAGAUCAUAUAAAUUAUUCGAGUUAAUAACAUAGGUACUGGUAAGUAAAGUUUUUUAUUGUUUGGGGGUUUUAUGUUUGUUCAUAUAAAACUGCCUUAUGAGUUAUUGAUUUAUUUAUUAGGGUCUUUAUUUGUUGAUUAAAUAGUAUAUUUGAAAAUUUUGUGUGAUUCUGUUUCUGUUUCGAUAUCUAUACGAUGUUUUCGCCAAUCAAAUAACAUCUAGAAAGAACAUAAAUGUUCUAAUCCUAUAGAAUUACUCAUUGCAUAACAAUGUCAUUGAACUGUUUAUAUUUGAAGCUGCUUCAUCAUAACUUUAUUUAUUCUACACUCAACCGGUAGGGUAAGGAUUCGACUGUUCGUAAAUAAAUAAACAUGUAAUUUUUGUAUCUUGAAAUUUUUUUUAGAUUGUUGUCAGAUUUUUCAAUUGUAAAGAAAGGUUCUUAAAUAAAGGUGUACUUUAAAAACGAUGUAAGAUCAGCAUGUAAAGUGGGGCUUUAGGAAUUAUGUUAUUUUCUUGGUGGUGCGUCAUAGGUCUAAUCGUGUGUCGCUUCUGGCAUCCAAAAAGCGAGUUUACAUUAUGUUACCAUUCAGGGGCAACUCAAAUAUUCUCGUGUUGAAACGGAGACUUAGCUCCAUGGGAUAUGUAUAUGUUUUCGCUUUUUAUGAGGUGAAUUCCUCUGAGGUAAGGAUCAGUCCUGACAUGAAAUAUUUUGGACUGCAAUUUAAUAGUAAAAACAUCUAUCCAUUAUUUUGGAUAUAAGAAUGAUUUAAAGUUUUUGUCAAGUAUCUUGAUGGUGGAAAGAGUCUGAAUGUAUUAGAUCCUCUGUAAAUCAGAACCAUUUUUUAUAACUCUACUAACACAAUGUGUGGCUGAUGAACAAAUGCAUGCUCGUAUAUAUUGUUCAUUUAAAUAUGCCUGUCAUUUUAAACUCUGGAUUUUCCAUAUCAUUAGUGCUUGAUACUUUAAAUUGUAAGUGUAAUACUGACACAGUUUGUCUGUUGCUAUGUAUUCACAUAUGUCUUUGUUGUUCAUAUAAGGAGUUAUCAUUGCCCAAUAUCUAUUGCUUGAUCUUUUACAGUGAAGACAACUGUCAUUGUUGAGUCAGUCUGUUUACAUUAGUUUAAACCUUACCUAAACACGGGUCCAUGCUGGCUCAAAUCAAAACUGAACAAGAAGAAAAAGGGUGAUUAAAUAAAAAAAAAUUGUAAUCGAUUUCUGCAAGUCUGCUUUGGUAACAGAUUAAUGGCAAGACCGAGCGCUUGUUAGAGCUUAAUAAACAAAGGAAUCCACUAUUGUAGGUGCAUCUUGAUUAUAUGCAAAGCAGUUCAUACUGGCCGAUUAAUUACUAAUCAUUUCAUGCGUUGUAACAUUUAUAAUAUGGAACGAUCCAAUUAUUUUUCUACCUUUACAGCUGGCUAAAUAUGAACAUAGGACAGAGCGUUCCGCCUGAUGGAUUUCAGCCGGAAUCUCUUAGGUCUGACCCUUUAACAAGACAAUAUAAUAACCAAUCGAGAGGAUCAAAUUCGAACUAUACCUUAAACAAUAUUAAUAAUUACGAACAGGAAGAGAAACUAGCAAAUAAUAUCAAUGGACCACUUUAUGCAGAUUCGUCAGCAGUAACCAGCGUUAUGAGUGAUCGACAGUCACAUGUCCCGAAUCAAAGUCUUUUACCAAGUACUGGUCUUCAUGCACGUACUAGUGUCACAACCGCUACUGGUGUAACCGGACUAUCUGGAAUAGCUGGCAUAGCUGCGGCGGCCGCAAAUCAACAGGGAAAGCCUCUCAAUUUAGCUGCUCUUACUUUGGCUGCCCAGUCUGUUGCCGCCAAAAAGAGAGCUGGAGCUAGAGCACAAGCCGCUAAUACGAGACCAGAGCGUACUUUAUUCUGUCUGACGCUUAGAAAUUCUUUGAGAAAAGUAUGCAUAAAAAUUGGAGAAUGGAAACCAUUUGAAUACCUUAUUCUUCUUACAAUAAUGGCUAACUGUUGUGCACUUGGUGCUAUAACACCAUACCCUGAUGGGGAUUCAAAUACUCUCAAUCACAUAUUGGAAAAAAUUGAAAAUGUAUUUAUUGUUAUCUUUACUGUGGAAUGUGUUUUAAAGAUUAUAGCUUUUGGUUUUGUUAUGCAUCCAGGAGCAUACUUACGUAAUGCAUGGAAUAUACUUGACUUUACUAUAGUUAUCUUAGGACUUUUACAACCACUUAUUCAACAAAUGGUUGAACAAUCUGGUGUAGAUGUUAAAGCACUUCGUGCUUUCAGAGUGCUGAGACCACUUCGUCUUGUAUCUGGUUUACCAAGUUUACAAGUUGUAUUAAAUUCUAUAAUGCGUGCUAUGGUUCCACUCUUACAUAUUGCACUUUUAGUUAUCUUUGUAAUAAUUAUUUAUGCAAUUGUUGGUCUAGAAUUAUUUUCUGGUAAAUUACAUGCUACAUGUUAUGAUUUUGUAACAGGUGAAAUAGAGGAUAAUCCAUCACCAUGCAGUUUAAAUCAACGUGGUGCAUUGUGUACAGGUUCAACAAUUUGUUAUGAUUUUAAAUUGGAUAUGAGUUAUGCAGCUGUUGCUGAAAGAAAACAACAAGCUGAAGCUAUUUUAGCUGGAAAUAUUACACCACCUUUACCGCAACCAGAAAGAUGGGUUGGACCAAAUUAUGGUAUAACUAAUUUUGAUAAUUUUGGUUUAUCUAUGCUAACUGUAUUUCAAUGUAUUACUAUGGAAGGUUGGACACAAGUUUUAUACUGGGUUAAUGAUUCACAAGGGAUGUUAUAUCCAUGGAUUUACUUUAUCAGUAUGAUCAUUAUCGGAUCAUUUUUUGUUAUGAACCUAGUACUUGGUGUUUUAAGUGGGGAAUUUUCAAAAGAGCGUGAAAAAGCUAAAAAACGUGGUAAAUAUCAAAAAGCUAGAGAACAGAUGCAAUUUGAAGAAGAUGUACAAGGUUAUUUAGACUGGAUUAGUGCAGCUGAAGAUAUUAGUGAUGAUGAAGAAACUACAAAUAAAGAAGAUGAAAAAGAAAAAAAAUUUCAUUGGUGUGCUGCAUGUCGGACCACCUCAUCUUCAGCUACUGAUGACUUUGAAGAGGAAGAAGAAGAUCCAUCUGAACAUGGACUGGAUGAUGGCGGUGGUGGACAUCGUAGUCAAUCAUCAUCACAACAACAUCAGUAUUUUUUCUGUAUUCCAUUGAAAGGAAGGCGAUCGCGGCGUUGGAAUCGUCGUUGCCGACGUUCUUGUCGUCGGCUUGUUAAAUCUCAGACAUUUUACUGGAUAGUUAUAGUCCUUGUUUUUUUGAAUACUGGUGUUCUCACUUCAGAGCAUUAUGGACAACCGCCGUGGCUUGACGAUUUUCAAGAUAUGGCCAAUAUUGUAUUUGUUGUCCUCUUUUCUAUUGAAAUGUUAAUUAAAAUGUACAGUUUAGGAAUACGAUGUUAUUUUGAUUUUAUGUUUAAUCGAUUCGAUUUUUUUGUGGUUAUCUGUAGUAUUAUAGAAGUUGUAUUAAUACAAACUAAAGUGAUGCCACCAUUAGGAGUAUCUGUAUUACGUUGUGCUCGUUUAUUACGUGUAUUUAAAGUGACCAGAUAUUGGAGUAGCUUACGUAAUCUAGUUGGUUCAUUAUUAGCUAGUUUAAAAUCGAUUGUUAGUUUAUUAGUUCUAUUAUUUUUAUUCAUUGUCAUAUUCGCUUUACUUGGUAUGCAAUUAUUUGGUGGAAGAUUUAAUUUUCCAAGAGAAGAAAAGCCAAGAUCAAAUUUUGAUAGUUUUUAUCAAUCCCUUAUAACAGUUUUUCAAAUUUUAACUAGUGAAGAUUGGAAUGAAGCUAUGUACAAUGGAAUUCGUUCAUAUUCAAAUAGUCGUGUUGGUAUUAUGGUCUGUUUAUAUUAUGUUAUACUUUUUAUAUGUGGAAAUUAUAUACUACUCAAUGUCUUUUUGGCUAUUGCUGUUGAUAAUUUGGCUGAUACUGGUCAAAUGGAAGAGAAAAAAGAAGAAACAGAUGGUGAAAAAUCAGAUAAUAAAGAAAAUGAAAUAACUAGAAAUGAAGAUAUUAUAAUUGAAGGAGAAAAUGAUAAAGAAAAUAAAAUGUAUCAGUCAAUAGACAAUCGAAAAACAUCUACUACAAUAAUUAAUACUACUGAAAAUAAAUUAACUGAAGUACAUCAUGAAUUUAAUGAUGUUACACAAUUAUUAGAUCAAUUAAAUUUAGAUCCAAUCAAUGAAGAAGCUGAUCCUGAUCGACGCAUGUUUGAUCGAGAAGAUAAACAAAGAACAGAUGAUGAAAUUGAUGAUUUAAAAGAAGAUCGAAAUAGAGACAGUCAUAAUGAUGAUGAUGAUGAUAAUGACGAUGAUGAUGAUAAUGAUGAUAGAAGUGCUGAUGAAACUGAUAAAAUGAAAGAUACAACUAGUUCAAGACGUCAUUCAGAAAUUAGUUCAACAAAGAAAAUAAAACCAAUACCGAAUGCUUCUUCAUUUUUCAUAUUCAGUCCAACUAAUCCAUUUCGUGUAGCCUGUCAUGAAGUUUGCAAUCACAAUUAUUUCAAUAAUAUUGUACUUGUAUGUAUCUUAGUUAGUAGUGCUAUGCUUGCAGCUGAAGAUCCAUUAGAUGCAUCAUCUGCACGUAAUCAGAUACUGAACUACUUUGAUUAUUUUUUCACUUCUGUGUUUACAGUGGAGAUAACUUUGAAAAUAAUUACUUAUGGUUUGGUAUUACAUAAGGGAGCAUUUUGUCGAAGCGCAAAUAAUAUGUUAGAUUUUAUGGUAGUUCUUACAUCAAUUAUUUCUUAUCCAAUUGAUAUUGAUACAAUAUCUGUAGUUAAAAUUCUUCGAGUCUCACGAGUAUUACGACCUUUAAGAGCGAUAAAUAGAGCGAAAGGUUUGAAACAUGUCGUCCAAUGUGUUGUAGUUGCUGUAAAAAGUAUUGGUAAAAUAAUGAUGGUUACUUUUUUGCUUGAAUUUAUGUUUGCUGUUAUUGGUGUACAAUUAUUCGCUGGAAAAUUUCACUCUUGUACAGAUAGUUCACGUCUUGUACCAAGUCAAUGUCAUGGUCAAUAUAUCACAUAUGAAUUGGGUGAUAUAAGUCGACCUGUAGUUUUAGCACGUGUAUGGUUAAAUAAUCCAUUGAAUUUUGACAAUGUACCAAAUGCUAUGCUCACUUUAUUUGCUGUAUCAACAUUUGAAGGUUGGCCUGGUCUUUUAUAUAGAUCAAUUGACUCUUAUGCUGAAGAUUAUGGUAGUGUUUAUAAUAAUCGUCCAAUAGUUGUUAUCUUCUAUGUGGCUUAUAUCAUUGUCAUAGCAUUUUUUAUGAUUAAUAUAUUUGUUGGUUUUGUUAUUGUCACAUUUCAACAAGAAGGUGAACAAGAAUAUAGAAAUUGUGAACUUGAUAAAAAUCAACGUAAAUGUAUUGAAUUUGCAUUGAAAGCUAGACCAGUGAAACGUUAUAUCCCAAAAGAAAAUUUUCAAUAUAGAAUAUGGUGGUUUAUUACAUCACAACCAUUUGAAUAUUGCAUUUUUAUAUUUAUAUUAAUUAAUACAAUAUCAUUAGCAAUGAAAGUUGAAGGACAACCAAAUGCUUAUGCUGAUGCAUUAGACUAUUUAAAUAUGAUAUUUACUGGUGUAUUUACUGUGGAGUUCGUGCUGAAGUUAACAGCUUUUGGUUUCAAGAAUUAUUUUAGUGAUCCAUGGAAUGUAUUCGAUUUCAUCAUUGUUGUUGGUAGUUUCGUUGAUAUUAAUAUGUCACAUCUUGCUGCGAAUUCAAAAUUCAUCAGUAUAAACUUUUUUCGUUUAUUCCGUGUAAUGCGAUUGGUUAAAUUAUUAAAUCGUGGUGAAGGUAUACGAACACUUCUAUGGACAUUUGUUAAAUCAUUUCAGGCAUUACCUUAUGUUGCUCUACUGAUCAUCAUGUUAUUUUUUAUAUACGCUGUAAUUGGAAUGCAAAUGUUUGGUAAAAUUGCAUUAAUCAAUCCAGAUAGUUCAAUAAAUCGUAAUAAUAAUUUUCAAACAUUUCCUCAAUCAUUGUUAGUGUUAUUUCGUUCUGCAACUGGUGAAGCUUGGCAAGAAAUAAUGUUAAGUUGUGUUAAUGAUCACACUGUCAAAUGUGAUCGAUAUUCAGAUACUGAAAUGAAAGCUAUACGAAGUUUUUUAGAUGAACAACAACAUAUUAUUUUAAUGAAUACUACAUCAACACAAUAUAUUCUGAUAAAACAAAAUGGUAACAAUUCAACAAAAGUUUCGACACCUUUUGUAACAUCUAUUGAUGAUUCAACAGAAUAUAAUCAACCAUCAGUGUCAUUUUAUAAUCAUGAACGAGAUAAUCAUUCUAUUUGGGAUGUAUUAAAUAAUGGAUUAAUGGAUAAUAAUCAGAAUUCCUUAUUUACUUAUUCACAUCCUUCAACAAUACUUGGAUUAGAUAAUCCAACAAUAGAAAAGGACCGGUCUUCUUCUUCUUCUUCGUUUUUAUCGGUUGAAAAUAUACAUCCUCCAGAUGAUAUUGUUUAUUCAUCAGAUUUAAUAAGUAGAUAUAGACAAAGUAGAGAAAUAAAUGAUAAAAAUGAAACAUUUCCUAUCAUUUCAACACAAUUAUCAUUAUCUUCAUCAUUAAAACCAAUUCAGAAUCAACUUAUUCAUUCAUCUAUUGAAGAGUUUGAUGAAAGAACUAUUAGUUGGAAGAAAUUAGAUGAAUUAGGAUAUAAUGGACCACGUGCAACAUGUGGAUCAAAUUUUGCCUAUCCAUAUUUUAUUUCUUUCUAUAUGGUUUGCUCAUUUCUUAUUAUCAAUUUAUUUGUUGCUGUUAUAAUGGAUAAUUUUGAUUAUUUAACACGAGAUUGGUCAAUAUUAGGUCCACAUCAUUUAGAUGAAUUUAUACGUUUAUGGUCAGAAUAUGAUCCUGAGGCAAAAGGAAGAAUUAAACAUCUUGAUGUAGUUACACUCCUUCGUAAAAUAUCACCUCCAUUAGGUUUUGGUAAAUUAUGUCCUCAUCGAACUGCAUGUGUAACUUUAGUACGUAUGAAUAUGCCGUUGAAUAGUGAUGGAACUGUCAUGUUCAAUGCAACACUUUUUGCUUUAGUUCGAACUAAUUUAAAAAUAAAAACUGAAGGUGCAGCAAUUGAUCAAUUAAAUGAAGAACUUCGUGCUGUAAUUAAAAAAAUAUGGAAAAGAACAAGUAAUAAAUUAUUAGAUCAACUUGUACCUCCUGCAGGUGGAAAUAAUGAUGUAACAGUUGGUAAAUUUUAUGCAACUUUUUUAAUACAAGAAUGGUUUCGUAGAUGGAAACAAAAAAAAGCUGAAGAACAAAAAGCUUUAUUACAUGGACAAGGGAAAAGACAUUCAAUCAUGCCAUUCAAAAGUUUUGGAAAACCUACAACUAGUUCUCUUGAAACACAAAAUACUUCAAUGAAUAUUUUAUUACCACCAUCUGAAGAAACAAGUAAACGUGGAAGUUCUGGUAGCCUUGGUGAUGGGGAUACGCAUCAUAGUUUGUUAGACUCAGUAAAAAAUGUUAUACAUCGAGUAGGUAGUUCAAGACGUCAUUCAGAAGUUUCACAAUGUAAUGAACGUGAAAAAUUAUCACAGCCAUACAAACCUUCAUUAGAGUCAACGGAUAAAAAGUUACCAUUAAUUUCUAAUGAUCAUUUACAAUCAAAUCAAACAUCAAAAUUGAAUACAUCAAAAGUAUUGAUUUCUGAUUAUUUAAAUUCUACAUCACAAAGAAUAAUGCUACCAACAAUUAGUCAAGGUAGUCAUGAAGAUGAAGAUGUUGAUAAUGGUGGAAUUGGAGGUUUGAAUAAAAUAAUGGAAGGAAAUGCUAUACAUAUAGAGAAGUAUAAUACAUCUAAUGACAAAUAUUAUUCUGUUCAUCCAAACAAAAGAAUUGAUAAUGGAUAUAUAAUUGAUGAUACUGUACCACAGAAACAAUAUUCAAUAAAACCAGCUGCAUGGAAUAAUACUAUUUAUACGGAUAGAAAUAAUGUUAAAAAUCGCCCUAUAUCAACCUUACCAUAUGGAUCAAAUUCUGCAUUAUAUAAAUCAACAGACUUUUCAACUGUUCCUUAUAUACAAGAAUCAGUUCAUCAUAUUUCACCAUUAUAUAAAUCAAAUCAUUAUAAUCAAUCACAAUCUAUCAAUGUUAUAAAUGAAUUACAAAAUGUAAAUAAUAAAGGAAAUGAUUUGAUUAAUAUGAAUGAAGAAGAGAAUAGAUCUGAAAUAGAAGACGAAGAAGAGGUAGUAGAAGUAGAAGAAGAAGAUGAAGAGGAUUUAUUUACAACAAUAAGAAGUGAAACACCUAGUCCAGCACCAUCAAUUGCUGCAGCUAUACUUAGGCCAAAUUAUUAUUCUAAUUUAAAAGAACAUAGGAAAACAAUUGAUCCUUCAGAUUUUACAGUUUAUACUAGUAUACCAAGAAAUUUAAUGAUGAAUAAAUUGAUCAAUAAAAGUGGGAAUACUAGUGGAUAUUCUAAUGGUAUGGUUAAUAAGGACUUGGAAGAAUUAUUAGAUUUACCUAAGACUAUUUGGACCGCUUGUUUACCAGAUGUUCAGCCAAUCAAUGGAAAUUCUCAUUCUAAUCGAAGUGUUAAAUAUUACAAACGUCAACUACCUCAAAUACCUUCAGAAGUUAAUAAAAUAGAUGUUAGAGAUACAUCUAAACCUUUUCAAAUAUCCACGUCUGUAGGAAUAAAAGAAAGAGAUAAUCUGUUAACAGAUGUCUUGAAGAUGAACAAUACAAAAUCCGGUUUUAUGAGUAUACCACAAAAGAAUGAAAAAUCACAAAUCAAUGAAGAUAUUUCUGUUAUUGUAUAUCAACCACCAUCUAUUGAUCCACAUGGUCCUGCACCUAAUCCACCUGUAUAUUGUUCAUCAUUUCCUCCAUCUAAUCUAUGGUCUUCAAGGCAUAAUAAUAAUAAUAAUAAUAAUACAGAAUCUACUGAAAUCAAUAAAGAAUUAUCUCAAAUGUAUUUAAAACAAUCAACAACUCCAAGACAAAAUUGGUUAAAUCAGCUAGUUAUUAAUGAUUUAAAUGAAUCAAUGAUGAAAUAUAAAUCGAUUGAUGAAGAUUGGUCACAUCUUGAUCUUCCAUUAAAACAUUUAGCACCUUCAUCAUCAUCACCAUCAUCGUCACCAUCAUCAUCAUCACCACCACCUCCACCAGCACCUAAACCUAUUUUAUUAAAUAUCAAUGAAGAUUUAUCAAAAUUCAAUUAUUCAAAAUGAUAUUCAUUAGAAUAGAGAACUGAAAUCUCUGAAUAAAACUUUCAAUGAAUCCAUGGCAUUUUCAUUCAUCAAUUGGAUUGAUAUUCCUAACAAACAUAAUCAUCAAUCUCCCUCCCCCCCUCUCACUCACGUUUCUAUGGAUUAGUGUAUUCAUUCGUUAUUUUCUUUUCUUUUUUUCUUUCUUUUCUUUUUUUUAGAGAGAAAAAAACCUGUAUUCCCUUAGUUUUAUUGUAGAAAAUUGUAUGUAUGUAUGUAUAAUGAUUUGUGUGUAUAUUAUAGAAUAGUUUCAUAGAAGAGAAACAAAAACCCCUAUUUAUGCUCAAUACUAACUCAGAUGUAAAUGUGUUCCUUCAAACUAACCAACCAAUCAAUCAAUCAACAAAGAAAGAAAGAAACAUUCCAUUUGCUCAUCCGGGUUUCUUUUUUUUGAGGGGGGGAGGGGGCAGGGAAUGGGAGUCUUAAGUCAUUUCCAAAUUUUUUCUUGAGUUCAAUCUUUUUGUUGAAUAGGUUCUUUUUGUUUGUUUACAUAUACAUAUUGAAUAUGAUUUUAAUUAUUAUUAUUAUUAUUGUUUUUUAUUAUGAUUAUGAUUAUGAUCAAAUGUCUUUCUAUCUAAUGAAUGAAUGUUUAUUAGCUCGAAUCCUUUAAUUCAUCCAUGUAGAAUACAGCACUUAUUAUUAUACUUAUGAGUGUAAUCUAUUUAGAAUUAUGAUUGUUAUUCUGUUGUUUGGAUUGUAAUUAAAUAAAAGAAGUCACACAAUCACUAUUAUUAUUAUUGACUAUUCAUGUUAUAACUUGUCGGAUUGAAUGCUACUUGUUAUCUUUGGUCGUCGGUGAUUGUUGUGUCGUGAACGCUUAUCACUUAUAAUUGAAACAAGAGACCUCUGCAAUUCCCGACGAUGCGAAAGUAAGAACACAAAGACGACUAUAAGUGAAGAUUUAUUAAUCCCCAAAACACGAUGAUGAUGAUGACCCUAGUCGAAAAUACACUGAUUUAUAUAUUGAUUGUACACUGAAUAAUCAUCACAUUGAAUCAUAAUGGAAGUUAUGUGAAACCAAAACUCAAUGAGUAAAUUAAUCAAGUUUUAACUAUUCUUCCCAUC
Molecule: messenger RNA, 10407 nt
Organism: Schistosoma guineensis
Lineage: Eukaryota; Metazoa; Platyhelminthes; Trematoda; Strigeidida; Schistosomatidae
Source: the annotation of a GenBank genome assembly